AUGACACCACGGUCUCCUUCGCAGCUCAAAAGUGGCUGCAUAGGUUUCUCUGUCGUCCUUUCUAUUUCCUUCUGCUUGUACUCGAUUUCAUCCCGCCACGGUGCGACUCAAUUCCUCGCCAUCAUCCUUGUAUUCGGCAAGAAACGCGAAAAAAUCACGGGCAUUCUAGGCAUGGGCACGAAUGUUUGGGCCUUCCUGGCUGAUGUACCGGCCAAAUGCACAACGAUCGCCCACGUUCUCGAGAAAAAGGACAAGGAGCUGUCAGACGCAAGACGUGAACUGGGUAAUGUGGCCUCAGAGCUUGCCGCCGUCAAAGAGGUCAGAGAAGUUCUCUUCACCCUGGUGGAGAAACUGUGGAUGCUACUGUGCACGUAUGAGCAUGAACAAGGAGCGACGCAUCGAGAGUAUCAGACCCUGGAAUCUGUCCUCGAUUUGGCCCUCGCGCGGUUCGAUCUUCUCGGCGCAAGGGUCGACAGUGAAUCCUUGCGCCGGGAGAAUAGCGAGUUGCGAGCCGCGCUCCAGAUGGGAAGGGCACAAGAGGCAAAUACAUGUCCAGUUGCACAGCAUACGAACGAGGAUCAUACCGGGACGACAACUAGCUCUUCAACAUCUUCCAGUUGA
Messenger RNA from Aspergillus alliaceus, 621 nucleotides. RefSeq lists its product as uncharacterized. The record is from RefSeq and is a predicted model, not a curated record. NCBI's taxonomy places the organism in Eukaryota, Fungi, Ascomycota, Eurotiomycetes, Eurotiales, Aspergillaceae. The transcript has 3 exons. Bases 1 to 621 code for a protein of 206 amino acids.